Messenger RNA from Aaosphaeria arxii CBS 175.79, 2031 nucleotides. RefSeq names its product TMP-TENI-domain-containing protein. Gene Ontology annotation, biological process: thiamine biosynthetic process. Gene Ontology annotation, molecular function: ATP binding; hydroxyethylthiazole kinase activity; magnesium ion binding. The transcript has a single exon. The record is from RefSeq and is a predicted model, not a curated record. Bases 234 to 1919 code for a protein of 561 amino acids. NCBI's taxonomy places the organism in Eukaryota, Fungi, Ascomycota, Dothideomycetes, Pleosporales. Gene Ontology annotation, cellular component: cytoplasm.
GUCCUGUUGAGCGUCGUGUUGUCAUGUGAGUUUCAUUCAAUCUGCGCCAAUGCAAUUCAUUACUUCGAUUCAAUUACAAGAAAGAACUUGAAUUGUCUAUGGGAACAAAACAAAUCCUUCAAGCUUGCUUAAACCAGCAAACGCCAAUCCCUGCAAACCAGCACUGACGUAGUGCAUGUAGUUCAAUUCAAGAAACUUGAGUAUUGGAAAAGAACUCAACAAACGGCUCCAACAUGGCCCCUGCAGCAGUCGACUAUUCCCUCUAUCUAGUGACGGACUCCACGCCCGCCAUCCUCGGGGACAGGGACCUAGUCGAGGUAGUCGAACAGGCCCUGCAAGGCGGAGUCACCAUCGUCCAGCUCCGUGAGAAGACUGCCGACACGGGAGAGCUCAUCAAGAUCGGAAAGGCCUUACACGAAAAAUGCAAACAGCACGGCAUCCCUCUCCUCAUCAACGACCGUGUCGAUGUUGCUCUCGCCGUUGGAUGCGAGGGCGUGCAUGUCGGCCAGGAUGACAUGAACGUCGCCACGGCUCGACAACUGCUCGGCCCUGACAAGAUCAUCGGAGCAACAGUAUCAUCCAUCGAAGAAGCCAGGAUAGCCGUCGAAAGAGGUGCAGACUAUCUCGGCAUCGGAACCCUCUAUGCCACCAACACGAAGAAAAACACCAAGGACAUCCUCGGAAUUAAUGGCAUCCGCAAGAUCCUCCACUAUCUCGGCAUCAGCGAGGACGAAAAGACACGAAACAUCAAAACCGUCUGCAUCGGCGGCGUCAACGCUUCAAACGUCCAGAAUGUAAUCUACCAACUUCUCGCCCCGAGCCUUAGCAACCCUGAACCUAAAUCCAUCGACGGCGUCGCUGUCGUGAGCGCCAUCGUAGGUGCUUCAGACCCAUCCAAGGCCUCACAAAACCUCCACAAGCUUAUCACCUCGCCGCCGCCCUUCUCCUCAAGGACAUCAUCCUUAAACCCGCCCAUUUGGCACGAUGACAACGCCGCCGAGCUCGACAACAUUGCAUCCACUGCCAUCACAUCGCUCGCCGCCGUCCGCAAGCACUCCCCCCUCUCGCACAACAUGACCAACCUCGUUGUGCAAAACUUCGCCGCCUCCGUGGCCCUCGCCAUCGGUGCCUCUCCUAUAAUGUCGAACAACGGCGCAGAAGCCCUCGACCUCGCCAACCUCGGCGGCGGCCUCGUUAUCAACAUGGGCACCGCAACCCCUGACGCCCUCAACAACCACCGCCUCGCCAUCUCUGCCUACAACUCCGUCGGCGGGCCCAUCGUCCUGGACCCUGUGGGCGCGGGCGCCACCUCCGCACGCCGCUCCGCACUCUCCUUCCUCCUUGCCAGUGGGCAUUUCUCCCUCAUAAAAGGAAACGAACGGGAGAUUCUGUCCGUCGCACGCGCGAGCGGCUUCACUCUCAGCCUCCCGAACGAGCAACAGCAAAAGGGUGUCGAUAGCGGGGAUUCCCUUUUCACACUCGAGCAGAAAGCAUACAUUGUAUCCCGGAUUGCGGCGAGGGAGCGCAACAUCGUGCUCAUGACCGGAGCGACGGACGUCCUGAGCGACGGGUACCGCACCUGCGCUAUUCGCAACGGCCACGAGUACCUCGGCCUCAUCACUGGAUCUGGGUGUACGCUGGGCACCACGCUGGCUUCGUAUCUGGCUGCUGCGAAAAAGGAGGGCAGCGACGCAUUCUACGCUGCGGUCGCCGGCAUACUGCACUACGAGAUCGCAGCCGAGCGCGCCGCGAGCGCUCCCAGCGUGAAGGGUCCAGGAACCUUCAUACCAGCUUUCAUAGACUCAUUGUACCACUACGGGAGAGACGAGUCGGAGGCGCCGCUCUCGUGGCUACGCUCCGCACUCAAAGUUGACCUUUUCAAAAGCAUCCCCGACGCAGGAUUAUUGCAAUUACCAUAGACAUCCCUCCCUCCACCCUUCAUAUAUAUAAUCUACAAAUACAAUACAUACAUCCUCCCAUGAACCUAUCCUAUCCAUCAAUCCCUCUCAAAAAGACAAAACUCAAACGCCA